This is a messenger RNA of Procambarus clarkii (red swamp crayfish), 1122 nucleotides long. Lineage: Eukaryota; Metazoa; Arthropoda; Malacostraca; Decapoda; Cambaridae. The record is from RefSeq and is a predicted model, not a curated record.
AUGAAUCAAUGUGACCUUGAGAGAUAUGAUCAGUCCGAAUCAGAGCAUUCUGCCUCACUAAAAUCUAAAUCAUCAGAUUUAGGUGAAUGUGAUGAACCUUCUCUCUACAUCAUCACCUCCCUCAUCAUACUCCUCCUUACCAUCAUCUUCCUCGCUCUCUUCAGCUGGAGUGAGUGCGUGCAGGUGCGUGGCCAAGCAGGUCGUGUGUGGCGGCAGCGACCACCCAGCUACAGCGGUGUGCAGUACCCCAGUCCUGUCAAGGUGCCGCUGGUAGAGUCGACGAUACUGAGGCUUGGUUCUCCCUCGGCGAUCUCGCCAGGGCAGCUCGAGUAUCAUUCGGGGCCUUGCAUGUCCCAGAGGUCAGGUUAUGUGUACCGUGAAGAAGGAUACACAGGCUAUGUGUACCGUGAAGAAGGAUACACAGGUUAUGUGUACCGUAAAGAAGGAUACACAGGCUAUGUGUACCGUGAAGAAGGAUACACAGGCUAUGUGUACCGUGAAGAAGGAUACACAGGCUAUGUGUACCGUAAAGAAGGAUACACAGGCUAUGUGUACCGUGAAGAAGGAUACACAGGUUAUGUGUACCGUAAAGAAGGAUACACAGGCUAUGUGUACCGUGAAGAAGGAUACACAGGCUAUGUGUACCGUAAAGAAGGAUACACAGGCUAUGUGUACCGUGAAGAAGGAUACACAGGCUAUGUGUACCGUGAAGAAGGAUACACAGGUUAUGUGUACCGUGAAGAAGGAUACACAGGCUAUGUGUACCGUGAAGCUGAAUACACAGGUUAUGUGUACCGUGAAGCUGAAUACACAGGCUAUGUGUACCGUGAAGCUGAAUACACAGGUUAUGUGUACCGUGAAGCUGAAUACACAGGCUAUGUGUACCGUGAAGCUGAAUACACAGGUUAUGUGUACCGUGAAGCUGAAUACACAGGUUAUGUGUACCGUGAAGCUGAAUACACAGGUUAUGUGUACCGUGAAGCUGAAUACACAGGUUAUGUGUACCGUGAAGCUGAAUACACAGGUUAUGUGUACCGUGAAGAAGGAUACACAGGUUAUGUGUACCGUGAAGCUGAAUACACCAAAACCAGGUUAAGAAUGGCCUCUCGUGGCGAGAGGUAA